GUUACUGUGCGGUUCUCUAAAUUAUCGGGACUCUUUUCAGCUCUAAAUUGCUUCCCCUUGCACGCACGCGUCCACUGCCUCUACUAUUUUCCUCCUUCAAAUUUCACCACCGAACGAACCAACACACGCUCAAACCCCAAACCCUAACACAAGCCUUGAUCAGAUGGCAUCCAAACGAAUCAACAAGGAAUUGAAGGACCUGCAGAAAGAUCCUCCUACGUCAUGCAGUGCUGGCCCAGUGGCUGAUGACAUGUUCCAUUGGCAAGCUACAAUUAUGGGUCCUGCAGAUAGUCCAUUUGCUGGAGGUGUAUUUCUUGUGUCAAUUCACUUUCCUCCUGAUUAUCCUUUCAAACCACCCAAGGUUUCAUUCUGCACAAAGGUUUUUCACCCUAACAUCAACAGUAAUGGAAGUAUCUGCCUUGACAUCCUCAAAGAGCAAUGGAGCCCUGCCCUCACAAUAUCUAAGGUCCUCCUGUCUAUAUGCUCUCUGCUGACAGAUCCCAACCCAGAUGAUCCUCUGGUGCCCGAGAUUGCUCACAUGUAUAAGACUGACAGAGCCAAGUAUGAGGCCACUGCUCGAUCAUGGACUCAAAAAUAUUCCAUGGGCUAAAGUCAAUAGUUGACCUGCAAUAUACUUUUGCUUAUUAUUCUCUACCGUAGUAGCAAAUAAAUAGUGUUGAAUUGGUUUAAACAAAUAUGAUACUGUACUCUUGCGUUAUGCAUAGCCUUUUUGAACUUAAAUAUUGGAAAAACAAGAUGGUUCUAUAUAAAGUUUAUUAGUUUAUGGAUGGACGUCA
This is a messenger RNA of Glycine soja, 797 nucleotides long. Its product is annotated as ubiquitin-conjugating enzyme E2-17 kDa-like. Gene Ontology annotation, molecular function: ubiquitin conjugating enzyme activity. The transcript is spliced from 5 exons. NCBI's taxonomy places the organism in Eukaryota, Viridiplantae, Streptophyta, Magnoliopsida, Fabales, Fabaceae. The record is from RefSeq and is a predicted model, not a curated record. Gene Ontology annotation, biological process: protein polyubiquitination. Gene Ontology annotation, cellular component: nucleus. The coding region runs from base 164 to 610 and encodes 148 amino acids.